AUGCUAGGACUGGCAAAGAGAGUGGGUGCGCGGUUUUUGCUAACGAGCACCAGUGAAGUGUACGGUGAUCCACUGCAACACCCGCAAGUCGAAACUUACUGGGGCAACGUUAAUCCCAUCGGUGUCCGAAGCUGCUACGAUGAGGGGAAACGUACUGCUGAAACGUUGACCAUGGACUAUCACAGAGGUGCUGGCGUUGAGGUGAGGAUUGCUAGGAUCUUUAACACCUAUGGACCUCGUAUGUGCAUUGACGAUGGUCGUGUUGUUAGUAACUUUGUUGCCCAGGCUCUGAGAAAGGAACCGCUGACGGUUUAUGGUGAUGGGAAGCAGACAAGAAGUUUUCAAUUCGUAUCUGAUUUGGUUGAGGGCCUGAUGCGGUUGAUGGAAGGAGAACAUGUAGGACCUUUCAAUCUUGGAAACCCUGGUGAAUUCACUAUGCUUGAACUUGCACAGGUAGUUCAGGAAACAAUUGAUGCAACUGCUAAGAUAGAAUUCCGGCCCAACACAGAGGAUGAUCCCCACAAGAGGAAGCCCGACAUCUCAAAGGCGAAGGAGUUUCUUGGUUGGGAACCAAAAGUACCUCUACGGAAGGGUCUUCCAAUGAUGGUCUCCGACUUUAGGCAACGAAUUUUUGGAGAUCACAAGGAAAAUGCUGGCUCGGCAUAA
This is a messenger RNA of Fraxinus pennsylvanica, 666 nucleotides long. Lineage: Eukaryota; Viridiplantae; Streptophyta; Magnoliopsida; Lamiales; Oleaceae. The record is from the annotation of a GenBank genome assembly.